CACUCCCUCGUUCAUUGUCAAGAUCAAUGCAGCCCCUGUGGCCGCUUGAGUUUGCGACCUCUGCAUUACUGGGUGCGGACGUUGGAAAGACGGGACGUCUCAGCCUGUAUGUAGCUCACAGUCUGAUGGAACUGAGAGGUCGGCAGGCAGGCGGGGCAGCAAAGCGGCGGCUAGAGGGUAGGGGCGGUGCUGCGGUCGCGCCCCUAGGGGCUGUCUGGGGAGAGGGCGCAGCUUCAGCAAGACAGGCGUUGAGAGACCGGAGAGCGCGGCGGAGUCUGAGCAACCAGCUGCAGGCGUGGGCAUUGCCUCGCGUCGGCCUAGAGUCAGAAGCCAGUAUGCCCAGCUCGAACCUGGAGCAUCGGAACGAAAGGCAGCAGCUCCUCGUUUUCCAGCCGGACAGCCUCCCGUGCACCGCCGGGGCGGGAACCCGCCUUGGUCCCGCUUCCUCACGCGGAGCCCGCGGCACUAUGGCUCACGUCGGCUCUCGGAAGCGCUCGCGGAGUCGCAGCCGGUCCCGAGGGCGAGGGUCGGAAAAAAGAAGGAAGAAGAGUAGUAGGGACGCCUCGAGGAGCUGUGCAGCCUCUGGAUCCCAAGGUCGCAAGGCCAGCACUACCCCCGGGGCGGACGAGAGAAGCAAACACAAGGCCCGGAGGAGACCACGAUCCAGCUCCUCCUCCUCUUCUUCCAGUUCUUCUAGCUCGUCUUCCUCCUCCUCCUCCCACCCUUCCUCCAGCAAUGGCCGGAAGAAGCGCGGGAAGCACAAAGACAAGAAGAGGAAGAAGAAAAAGAAAAGGAAGAAGCUAAAGAAGAAAGGCAAGGAAAAGGCAGAAGCCCAGCAGGCCGAGGCUCUGCCAGGCCCCUCGCUGGACCAGUGGCACAGAUCGGCUGGGGAGGAAGAGGAUGGUCCAGUGCUGACAGAUGAGCAGAAGUCCCGCAUUCAGGCCAUGAAGCCCAUGACCAAGGAGGAAUGGGAUGCCCGUCAGAGUGUCAUCCGCAAGGUGGUGGACCCCGAGACAGGACGAACCAGGCUCAUCAAGGGAGAUGGCGAGGUCUUAGAGGAAAUUGUAACCAAAGAACGACACAGAGAGAUCAACAAGCAAGCCACCCGAGGGGACGGCCUGGCCUUCCAGAUGCGAGCUGGGCUGCUCCCCUGAGGGCCCCAGCUCACCAAGGGUGGUGGCAGCCUGGCUUCAAGGCAGGCCUCAGGGUGGCAACAGGAAGCCUGUUGGGUGCCAUUUGCCUUUUCUUGUGGCUUAGCCCCGGUCCAGCCCAGCUUCUCCAGUGCAGGGGGUGGAGGACAGGCUCACUGGCUUAUUCAGCACCCUCACCUGAAAGAGGGAACCUCUCCAGAUAUUAAAGGUCCUUGGUUAUAGAU
Nycticebus coucang (slow loris) is the source of this 1375-nucleotide messenger RNA. It is a transcript of the gene ARL6IP4, whose product is annotated as ADP ribosylation factor like GTPase 6 interacting protein 4. The record is from RefSeq and is a predicted model, not a curated record. Bases 27 to 1154 code for a protein of 375 amino acids. Lineage: Eukaryota; Metazoa; Chordata; Mammalia; Primates; Lorisidae. The transcript has 6 exons.